AUGCCGACGACAGAGAAGCUGUUGGUGCAAAUCUUCGAGAGGAAGAAAUGGAUCGUCAACCAAGCCAAACACCAGGCCUACCUCUUCGAGCAACACCUCACCUCCAAAUGCCUUAUUGACGGAAUUGCCCCUCCUCCAUGGCUUUUGUCCUCCUCCUUUGACCCCAAUCAUGUAUUGAACAAACCAGAGCUGAUUUUAGGAUUUCCACUCCCUCGCACACAGCCCGUGAUCCAUUUUACCGGUAGCCAUUGCCCCGUGUUUGACAAGCCAGUUCCUACAGCUCACAGUGGGCAGCUACCAAAUGGUUUGUGCACUGAACGUCAUGGUUUUGACAGAGGUUUCAGUGAAGGAGAGGAGGUUUUGAUUUUGCCACACUGCCCUGUAAGUAAUGCUGGGUGUGCCUCCAAUGGCGUUCCUCAAGACCAGAGAGAAGAGGAUCCUAGUGUUACAUCUCCAGAAGAUCAGAAGGAUGCAAGGAUCUCAGGAGAUGAGGUAUCUAUUUUGCCACAGUGCCCCAUUAGUAACGCUCGUUGUUCCUCUGAUUGUGUUCCUCAAGAUCAGAGAGAAGAGGAUCCGAGUGUUACGUCUCCAGAAUAUCAUAGGGCUGCAAGAUUGUCAGACAUUUACCCUUACCCAGCUCUAUCACCAGCUAGAGGUGCAGGAGAUGAGGUUACAAUUUUGCCACAGUGCCCCAUUAGUAAUGCAGGAGCUUCCUCCAAAGGUGUUCCUCAAGAUCAGAGAGAAGAGGAUCCAAGUGCUAUUUUUCCUGAAUAUCAGGGGGAUGCAAAAACCUCAAACAUUUAUCAUGACCCAGAUCUAUCACUGGCUAGAGUUCAAAGAUCCAAGUCCAGACAAAGAGCUCUCGCAAUUCGCAACAGUGCCAAUAAAAGCAGUUCACAGGUUAAGAACAACGUUAAUGAUUGUGCUGGUGGGAUUAUUGGGUGUGCGAUAUCUUUCCUACAAACUGACCAUGUUAAUGAAAUAAACUUAGUCAAGCCUCCUGAUACAUGUGAUAAUCUAGAGUUAAGUGCAGUAAAUGGGGAAAAACAUUCAAGUAAGGAGAAUUCUUCUGUGGAGUUUGUCUCCAGAAGUACUGGGUCACAAGUUGUGCGUAGUGUUGAAAGAACAGCAAAAGGUUCCAGCUCCUACAUGUCUGGGUCAAAGAAUUGUAGCAAAAGAUGCCAGCAGCAACAUAUUGGGUCAAAGAAUAAACCAGUCAAUGGAUCUAGAACUAAGUGCAGUGAAUUCACAGAUUCUUCAGACAAGGAAAAUGUUGCAGAUCACUAUGCUGGUAGAAAUACAUGCGCAGAAAUUAAUUGUGGGGCAGAGGACAAUUCCCAGGUUUUGGAUCACAGGGGUACACAGUCCAGAUCUGCUGCUUCAAACAAGGAUUUGCCAGAAAACCUGACUUAUGGGGUUGCAGGAAUCAGGCAUCUGGAUAUGUCCAGUACUAUGGUACAAGAGGUACCUUGUACACAAACCUGUGAAUUUGUUGAAGUUGCAAGUGUUGGAGAAACUGAAAUUGAUCCUGAUGGAUGUAUUGAAGCUAAUCCUAUUCGUUCUGGAUCUACCUUGGAUGGUAAUGGGCUUAGAAGUGGAGGAGGAGUUUUACACUCAAGGCAGCCUGCUGAUUGUGCUUUUGUUAAUCCCAAGCAACUUAAUUUUGAUGACGUGGAAGAGUCCUGUUUGAAUGGAAUUUGUACUCCUGCUCUUAAGAAGGGAAUGCAGGGAAGGUCAUCAGAAAAAAGUUCUCUUUCCUUGAUGCAUGCUGAAAACAUAAUGGCUGAAGGAAUAACUGUCAAUUACCAAGACAAUUGUAACACACCACUGGAGAUGAGUUUUCUGGGGGGGUCGGGAAGUUUCCGUCAGAGGAAAGGAGCUCCAGAUGCCUCGAAUGAAAAUGCUGCCUCAUCAGUAAAAGAGACAUCCAAUGCUCAUAAGGAUGGAGUUGCCAAUACUUUGCUAGAAAGUGGCAAAGUUCAGAAAUCCUUUUUGACAGAUAAUCCAAUGGGCUUGCAAGUAGCCCGGGAAAGUUUGGUUGAAAGCCUGUCUAAUGUUAAUGCUGCAAAACCAACUGAAUUGGUCACAGAAGAGAGUGCACUGUAUUCUCAUGCCGUUGGUAAUCCUACAGUAUCAACGGAUUCUGAUUUUACUAUGGUGUCCGAACCUGGUUCUUUCAGAAUCCCGGAUGCAAAGAAUCUUGCAGUUGAGAAUCCUUGUGCUGCUUCCAUGGAUGAGAUGAAGGGUUAUACCAAAUCAACUGAAUGCCAGAUUGCAGAGAAAUCCAAGGGAAGAAGUUUUAGCUCUUCUAUGCAGGGUUCAUGGCCUCAGCAUAAACGAAGAAAGAUUGAGCACACAAUAGUUGAUGAUCUGUCUUCUUCACGGGACUUGAUAGAAAAGGUUUUUCACACCAUCAAUAGAGAUUCUAUUUGUGGAAACUUGGGAAAUGUAGAGCAUAGUCCGAAUGCUGUACUAGAAUCUCAGGGCCUUUCAAUUUCUCAGGAGGAUGUUGUGAAAUCAGUUGUCAGUAGAAUUCCAGUUGAAGAAACACAUCAAAAUGAGGAUCACCACAUGAUAGAGAGGUCUGAAUCUUCACCUAAGGCACAUAUGAAAGAGGGUGAAAUCAGCGUGGGAGGGGGGGACAGAAGUGGGAAUGCACCGUUCACUUUUAUGCAUGAAGAAUUGGAAGCAUCACUUCUCUCAAGUUUGAUGAAGCAGGCUGCUGGCCCGUCUCAAGAUUGUUUUAUGGAGGAAACAGGAGUAGCACAUCCAACUAGCAUUAUUGUUGAUACAGGAAGUCCAUGCAUAGAAGGAAACCAUGUUUCUCUUCCUCUAGAGGAUAAUCCUACACUGGGAAAUGUUGACAAUUGGACUUGCGCUGGAAGAGCCAUGCAGGAAAAGAGAUUUGAUCUUGGAGGGACCAGAAAUUUUUCAUAUUUUUCAGUUGGUUCUCCAUGUGGCCAAUCCUUGGAUUUGAUUGGUGGUGAUGAUACAAAGCCUGAGCUUGAGGGGUUCGUUUUAGAAACAGAUGACGAACCAACAAGCAUUGCGCGAGAGGAUAUUAACUUUGAUGAGUGGAACCUUCCAAGCACUACAUUUGAACGUGCCAGCAUUUUGGAGCAGCUUUGCAAAUCUGUUUGCAUGCAAACUCCAAUAGCAUGCUUUUCAGCUUCAAAUAAGUCGCACAAAAUUCCAAAUCUCUAUCAGUCUGUUCCAACUGGGCUUCUAGAGGGUGGUGUGGAUAUGAGGAUCACCUUGCCAAUGAAUGAUGCCGUCAAGCCGUUAAAGGAUGGUCAUAGUUGCUUGAGUGAGGAAGUUGGCCAGGCGUUUAAUGGAAGGUCCUAUUCUGAUUGCCUACCAAAUCGUAGUGGUCAAUCUGGUUGGGACAUUAAGAAACCUUACAUAUCGCCAGUUGGGAAACUCUGGGAUAGAACUGGUUCAAGCACUAGCAGUUCGGGGAAGCGAGGGAGCUUAAAUCCAGAACUUCCCUGCAUUAGUGAAGAAAAUGAGAAUAUAGAUGAGGUAUCUGCUACUUCCCGAGGUGGCAUUGUUUCAGAAGUAUUAAAUAGCUCAAUACAAAGAGUACCACUUGCUGACAUUACUGAAAUUCCAAACCCUCCUGCAUCAGUUUCGAAAGCUGAACCGCAUGCUGAUAGACUUAGUCUAGAUUCAGUAAACGCUGAAUUCAGCUUAACGGGGACUAGUAAGAGCUUCAAACUGAAGCAUGGAAUCCAAAACAGCAUCAAGAGAAGAUAUAACAACAAGGAGAACCUGAGCAUAUCACGAGGAACAAAUGAUAUUAAGAGGACCAUUGGACCACUUCGUAAACCAAAAUUAUCUGGAAAAACCAGCUUGAGAAAAGGUGGUCCAAGUUUGUCAGAGUGGGAGCCUAAGCGUAACAAUAUUGUGUCCAGUAUGACUUCCUUCAUUCCUCUUGUUCAACAGAAACAAUCAGCUGCAGUUGUAACAGGGAAGAGGGACAUCAAAGUGAAGGCCCUGGAGGCUGCCGAAACUGCAAAGCGUCUUGCACAAAAGAAAGAGAAUGAGCGCAAGAUGAAGAAGGAAGCCUUGAAGCUUGAGCGGUCAAGAAAGGAGCAAGCGAAUAUGAGGCAGUUAGAGCUGCAAAAGAAACAGAAAGAAGAAGAGAGGAAGAAAAAAGAUGCUGAUAUGGCAGCAAAGAAGAGACAAAGGGAAGAGGAAGAUAGGAAGGAGAAGGAAAGAAAAAAAAUGCGUGUUGAAGCACGGAGACAGCAGAGAGAACAUGAAGACAAGUUACCUGCUGAAAAAGAAGAUAAAGAAAUGAAACGCCAGGCCAUUGAUGGAAGAGGACAUGAGAGUAAGAAAUCUAAGGAUGAAACAGUGCAUAAGACAAUGGAGGAAGAAAGGGAAUAUGACACUUUCAGGAACAUUUCAGAGACUGAGCCUAGGACUUCCAGGGUUUCAACAAGUAAUGCCAGAAGAGAGAGUAUUAUCCAUGAAGAACACAGUUUGGCCUUGAGUAAUUUUGGAUAUAGCACAGAGGUACUGAGCAAUGUAGACAAAGCAAUAGACAAUGGGAAGUCCGCUGCGAAUACACAUCAAGAACAGUCUUAUGAAAUCUCUCCAUACAAAGAAUCAGAUGAUGAAACGAAGAAGAUGACGAUGUUAUACCAAAUAGUAAAUUUGUUCCAUCAUGGUCAAGUCUCUGGCCAGAAUGGAGCAGACCCAGGGGCGAUCUUCCCCCCAGAAAGCUUUUGCAGUAUCUCUGAAGGUAUUGCUGGACUAAAUAUCCAAGUUAUGCUCGUUUGUAGUUCUCUUGCCUCGGAAGCAUCAUCUAAACUACAAUGGAAUGCGUUAAACUCUAUUCAAUCUAUUCUUCGCUCAACUAGUCGAAGAGCUUUUGGUCAAGAAGAGGUAACAGUCGCACUCUGUCUGCAUAUUACCGUUGGAAUUCAUUAG
Messenger RNA from Prunus armeniaca (apricot), 4938 nucleotides. Lineage: Eukaryota; Viridiplantae; Streptophyta; Magnoliopsida; Rosales; Rosaceae. The record is from the annotation of a GenBank genome assembly.